AGCGCGUCGACUUUUGCUUUUGCAAUAUGGGGAAGAGAGGACAAAAGCGACAGCGCAGCGCGGCGACUUCUGAGCAGCAGCAGCAGCAGCAGCGACAUCAACGCGCGACAGACCACGACGCGCGCCCGGCGACGCGACAAAACGUACAAAUCACCCUCUCCAGCCACGCCGACCAAAAACACCGACGGCUUUCAAAACGCGCGCAGCGACGGCAACAUGAUCGCACUACAUUGAAAAUCGACGUAAGUGCACGGUUGAAGGCGAGCGAACUGACGGGCGCGGGGCUCGUGAGGAAAUUAAAUCUCGAGAUCGGGAAGGAGGAGGGGGAGCAGAGUGAGGAUGGAGGGAGCGAUGAUAAUUUGUAUCAGAGCGAUGAGGAGGAGGUUGAGGACUGGUAUGAGUUUUAUCAGAUGAAUCAUAAUCCGUCGAGCAGUCCGAGAUCGUGGUCGGGACGUGAGCAGCUGGGUUCUUCGCGAACUGCUGAGAGUGGCAGGCAGUACAGACCAGAGUUACCUCGAUUAGGUCCAACGGUCUAUGAGCCUGAUUCUUCAGAACUCGAAGAGCUUGCGAAACUUCAGAAAAAGAGUCAGCCCGUUUCUUCACAUCCUGCCCAGAACAUAAGACGGAACAGACUUCCAGAGCGACGGCCGCUUGGUCCUACAGUUUACGAAUGCGACUCUUCUGAGCUCGAGGAACUUGCAAAACUCCAGAAGAAGAGCCAGCCAAUUCCUGCGCGACCUGCUGAGAACACCAAACGACCCAGACCUCCAGAGCGACGGCCGCUUGGUCCUACAGUUUACGAAUGCGACUCUUCUGAGCUCGAAGAGCUUGCAAGACUUCAGAAGAAGAGACAGUCGGUUCCUCCGCGACCUACCGAGACCACCAGACGACACAGACCUGCAGAAUUGCCGCGGCUUGGUCCUACAGUUUACGAAUGCGACUCUUCUGAGCUCGAGGAACUUGCAAAACUUCAAAAGGAGAAUAAGAGAACCGCUGAGAGCACCAAACGACACAAGCCUCCAAAAUUACCGCGACUACGCCCAACUACUUACGAAGUCAACUCUUCAGAACUUGCCGAACUUCAGAAGGAGAGUCAGAGAGCUGCCGAGAACACCAGACGACACAGACCUGCAGAAUUGCCGCGGCUUGGUCCUACAGUAUAUGAAUGCAGCUCUUCAGGACUCGCAGAGCUCGCAGAACUUGAGAAGGAGCAACAACGUCUAGACGCAGAGACACUCAAAAUCAUCCACGUCUCUACAAAAGCAAAGACCGUCGCGCGACAACUGCUGUCGAGUCCAAACCGGACCCCGCAAUCAGGAAGCGAGGAACCGAUAGAAUGGCCAUCAUCCUCUCCUGCCCACAAGACUGCUACCGUUUCUUCCAGAACCGCAGUUUCUCUCCCAUAUUCGCCAUACCCCACCAAGCAACCCCCGUCAAAAAAGAAGCCCUCGCGAGUUCUCUUCACGACGCCCUCCGGCGUCAACUUCUACCACCGCAAAUACUACGGACAGUCUAAAGUCUACAACGAGUGGGUGCCGUUGACGAUCGCGGACGUGCUAAAGUUGCAGGAGCACAAGAUGGUCAACACGGAUGAUUUCUUUUGGAAGAAUCAUCCGAUUAGAAACGUGUUUAUCGUCGGGCUUUGCGUUGGCGUGCGACAGCCUAAAGAUGAUCGCGUUCUCUAUAUCGAUAUCGACGACGCAUCUGGCCACGAACUCGUCUGCAAAGUAAAAAAGCGACAACCAAUCGACGACCACGCCACCCGCCUUCUCGACAUGGACACCCCUUUCCUCAUCCAAGCCGCGGGCACAAUCGGCAUCUACACCCGCGGCAGCGAGCGCAUCCGCCAGCUCGAAUGCGACUCGUCCGACCGAGUCACGGUUAUCGACGACGCGCAUCAUGAGAUUAGGUUUCUGAGAAAACUGUUGGAGAUGAGGAAGGUGCUUGAUGUGCCGUGGGAGUUGAGCGAGGAAAAAUGCAAGGAAAUGGACAAGCAGGUGUUUAUAAAUUAGAGAGGGUGGUUUGAAUGACUAGGUUUCGUUUGCAUUGGAAGGCGUCGUGAUUUAGUUUAAUAUUGUAAUAUAGAGC
Messenger RNA from Myxozyma melibiosi, 2088 nucleotides. Its product is annotated as telomere regulation protein Stn1-domain-containing protein. The record is from RefSeq and is a predicted model, not a curated record. Lineage: Eukaryota; Fungi; Ascomycota; Lipomycetes; Lipomycetales; Lipomycetaceae. The transcript has 4 exons. Bases 27 to 2012 code for a protein of 661 amino acids.